Molecule: messenger RNA, 1845 nt
Organism: Salvelinus fontinalis (brook trout)
Lineage: Eukaryota; Metazoa; Chordata; Actinopteri; Salmoniformes; Salmonidae
Product: transcription factor LBX2
Exons: 2
Coding region: 422-1207 (261 amino acids)
Biological process (GO): regulation of DNA-templated transcription
Molecular function (GO): DNA binding; DNA-binding transcription factor activity, RNA polymerase II-specific
Source: RefSeq, a predicted model, not a curated record
ACGCAGCAGCGGGUCAGCAAGUAGUGUAGCUAGUGUUUUCUAAUUGAACUUCGCCCAAUCAACAAUAACUCGUUAGCGGUUGCUUGCUUUUUCUUGUUCCUUGAGACAGCUUAUUCCUUGCAGGGAAUCGCCCCCAGCCAGUACAGUUAUACUUUCUAAAGAACUUCAUGGAACUUCGCAGAGGAACUGUCUCUCUCUGCAAGGAAAUACGAUUUGGUUGCCUGUGAAACUGCAACCUACGCCCGAACCAUGGUUAUUUUGGAGAAAACAUUUCAGAAAAGUGUAGUUGCAUAAUUCGACUGAAAGUGAUAAAAAGUGGGCUGCGAAGAAGACGACACUUGAAGGACACACUUGUGGACGUUUAAACGACAAUUUGAAUGAAAUAAUCAGCCUUUGUCAGCAGUAAUUCCUUGGGACUGCAAUGACCUCCAGUAAAGACAUGAAGGCAGGCUCCGUGUUGCAGUCCAGCGGUGAGGAGAGGAGACGGGGUCCCUUGGACCAGCUUCCACCCCCGGCCAACUCAAACAAGCCUCUGACGCCGUUCAGUAUUGAGGAUAUCCUAAGCAAACCCUCGGUGAAGAAGUCAGUUGCAAAUCUCUGUCCGCCGAGAGUUAUUGAAAAAGUGUCCGGCUCAAAUGCAGCAAGGAACGGUAUUAGCACUCCCUCUUCGCCGUUAUGCGCUCUGGAGGAACUAGCCAGCAAAACAUUUAAAGGUCUGGAAGUCAGCGUUAUACAAGCAGCUGAAGGUCGUGAGCAUGUAAACGCCUUUGGACAGAGGCAAACCUCAAAAAAGAGGAGAAAGUCCCGGACAGCUUUCACCAACCAUCAGAUAUAUGAACUUGAGAAGCGCUUUUUGUACCAGAAAUACCUGUCUCCGGCCGAUCGAGACCAGAUAGCUCAGCAACUGGGGCUAACCAACGCUCAGGUCAUCACCUGGUUUCAGAACAGACGGGCCAAGCUCAAGAGAGACUUGGAAGAGAUGAAAGCAGACGUGGAGUCGCUCAAAAAAGUCCCACCACAAACCCUGCAAAAGCUAGUCAACAUGGAAGACAUUGACGACCUGCAAGGAAGCUCUGGAGCAAUAUCCCCUAGCAUCUCCCCGUCGUCACAAGGACACCGAGCAUUUCCUCAGUCCCCCUCCUCAUCCAGAGACCAAACCACGGACGAAUUCUCAGAGGAGGACGAAGAGAUUGAGGUGGACGAUUGACAGUAGGCCCAUGUUUUAAGAAAGCGCAUUUUUCAAAACUUUUGCACGGAUAUUGACGUUGAUAGCAGUUAAACUUAAAAGGAAAGUUUACUUUCUCCUCUUCUCCAUUUACAUUUAAUUAUUUGGACUGUAAAGCCUUCUAGAUGUCCCCGUUUCAAUUUCACCAAAUUAUUUGAGGAAUACAUAUUUAUUUCAAUAGGUAAUGAAACAUACUUAGUGUUAAAGUACACGAUCAAGACUGCAAAGUGUGUGUUUUUUUCUCGAUGUAUCUUUUUUUGGGGGGGUGCAAUUUUUUAACAAUUCAUCCGUUUUCAGCUGCUAAAGGACAUUAAAGAUGUUCAACUCGAAUGUCCCCAAGUUCAGACCCAAUUGCAAUUUUUAAAAUGCCCAUGUAAGGGGAGUGUAGGUUAAAUCUUGAUGUACAUUUUAUUAAAAAAAAAAAAAAAAAGUGUUUCCAAGCAAUAGCAGUCAUGUAAAAAUCCAUUAUCAAUAUCCAGUUAAACAUAUGCCAAAACUUUUACACGCUAUACGUUCUGUAUAUAAAUUAAAUAACGAAUGCCUAAUUUUAUUGUACCAUUCUAGUUAAUCAACAUUAUGUAAAUAAAGGGUAUGAUAUUUCAUGAUAUUAUCUGCAAUUA